GUGGCUUUGACCCCGGGUUGCCCGGCCAGCGCGACCGAGGAGGUGGCUGGACAGCUGGAGGAUGAACGGAGAAGCCGACUGCCCCACAGACCUGGAAAUGGCCGCCCCCAAAGGCCAAGACCGCUGGUCCCAGGAAGACAUGCUGACCCUGCUGGAGUGCAUGAAGAACAACCUUCCCUCCAACGACAGCUCCAAGUUCAAAACCACCGAGUCACACAUGGACUGGGAGAAAGUCGCAUUUAAAGACUUCUCUGGCGACAUGUGCAAGCUCAAGUGGGUCGAGAUUUCAAAUGAGGUGCGGAAGUUCCGAACAUUGACAGAAUUGAUCCUUGAUGCUCAGGAACACGUUAAAAACCCUUACAAAGGCAAAAAGCUCAAGAAACACCCUGACUUCCCAAAGAAGCCUCUCACCCCCUACUUCCGCUUCUUCAUGGAGAAGCGGGCCAAGUAUGCAAAACUCCACCCCGAGAUGAGCAACCUGGACCUCACUAAGAUCCUGUCCAAGAAAUACAAGGAGCUUCCAGAGAAGAAGAAGAUGAAGUAUAUUCAGGACUUCCAGAGGGAAAAGCAGGAGUUCGAACGAAACCUGGCCCGGUUCAGGGAAGACCACCCCGACCUUAUCCAGAAUGCAAAGAAGUCGGACAUCCCUGAGAAGCCCAAAACCCCCCAGCAGCUGUGGUACACGCAUGAGAAGAAGGUGUACCUGAAAGUGCGGCCAGAUGCCACUACGAAGGAGGUGAAGGACUCCCUGGGGAAGCAGUGGUCUCAGCUCUCGGACAAAAAGAGGCUGAAAUGGAUUCAUAAGGCCCUGGAGCAGCGGAAGGAGUACGAGGAGAUCAUGCGCGACUACAUCCAGAAGCACCCCGAGCUGAACAUCAGCGAGGAGGGCAUCACCAAGUCCACCCUCACCAAGGCCGAGCGCCAGCUCAAGGACAAGUUCGACGGGCGACCCACCAAGCCGCCUCCGAACAGCUACUCGCUGUACUGCGCGGAGCUGAUGGCCAACAUGAAGGACGUGCCGAGCACGGAGCGCAUGGUGCUGUGCAGCCAGCAGUGGAAGCUGCUGUCCCAGAAGGAGAAGGACGCCUACCACAAGAAGUGCGACCAGAAAAAGAAAGACUACGAGGUGGAGCUGCUGCGCUUCCUGGAGAGCCUGCCCGAGGAGGAGCAGCAGCGGGUGCUGGGCGAGGAGAAGAUGCUGAACAUCAGCAAGAAGCAGGCGGGCAGCCCGGCCGCCAAGGCCAAGUACAAGGCGCGCGAGGCGGCCCUGAAGGCGCAGUCCGAGAGGAAGCCGGGCGCCGAGCGCGAGGAGCGCGGCAAGCUGCCCGAGUCGCCCAAGCGGGCCGAGGAGAUCUGGCAGCAGAGCGUCAUUGGCGACUACCUGGCGCGCUUCAAGAACGACCGGGUGAAGGCCCUGAAGGCCAUGGAGAUGACCUGGAACAACAUGGAGAAGAAGGAGAAGCUGAUGUGGAUCAAGAAGGCGGCCGAGGACCAGAAGCGCUACGAGAGAGAGCUGAGUGAGAUGCGGGCGCCCCCGGCCGCGGCCAACUCUUCCAAGAAGAUGAAGUUCCAGGGAGAGCCCAAGAAGCCCCCGAUGAACGGUUACCAGAAGUUCUCCCAGGAGCUGCUGUCCAACGGGGAGCUGAACCACCUGCCGCUGAAGGAGCGCAUGGUGGAGAUCGGCAGCCGCUGGCAGCGCAUCUCGCAGAGCCAGAAAGAGCACUACAAGAAGCUGGCGGAGGAGCAGCAGAAGCAGUACAAGGUGCACCUGGACCUGUGGGUCAAGAGCCUGUCUCCCCAGGACCGGGCGGCGUACAAGGAGUACAUCUCCAACAAGCGCAAGAGCAUGACCAAGCUGCGGGGCCCGAACCCCAAGUCCAGCCGCACAGCCCUGCAGUCCAAGUCGGAGUCAGAAGAGGAUGAGGACGAGGACGAGGAGGACGAGGACGAGGAGGAGGACGAGGAGGAGGACGAGAACGGCGACUCCUCCGAGGAUGGCGGGGACUCCUCGGAGUCCAGCAGUGACGACGACAGCGAGGACGGGGACGAGAACGAGGAGGACGAUGACGACGAGGACGACGACGAGGACGACGACGAGGACGAGGACAACGAGUCUGAGGGCAGCAGCUCCAGCUCCUCGUCCUCGGGGGACUCCUCGGACUCGGACUCCAACUGAGGGCCGGCCUGGGCGCCCGCGAGCCCGCGCCCCCAGCUGCCCUCCCGUCUUGCUGUGUCCGGUCCCCUGCCCCCGGCCUCCCCCACUUCCUUUCUUUC
Molecule: messenger RNA, 2274 nt
Organism: Chinchilla lanigera (long-tailed chinchilla)
Lineage: Eukaryota; Metazoa; Chordata; Mammalia; Rodentia; Chinchillidae
Gene: Ubtf
Product: upstream binding transcription factor, RNA polymerase I
Source: RefSeq, a predicted model, not a curated record